Molecule: messenger RNA, 971 nt
Organism: Didymella exigua CBS 183.55
Lineage: Eukaryota; Fungi; Ascomycota; Dothideomycetes; Pleosporales; Didymellaceae
Exons: 1
Coding region: 141-791 (216 amino acids)
Source: RefSeq, a predicted model, not a curated record
ACUCUGUUCACUUCUAAUCAUCUAUUAAAUCAUAAUCAGUCGCUAGCGACCUUUCAUCGAAGCUUCAAAACGAUCACACAAUCGACAUCGAAUCCAUCCAUCGCUAGCCGAACCCAAGUAAUCUCGUCAACACUAUCAAGAUGCUUCCCCAACAGGUCCUCCUCGCUGUUCUCGCAGCCGUCUCAGUCUCCGCCGUCCCCCUUAACAUCAACCUCGGCGCCUACUCUCCGGCCUUGGUAGUCGGUGAUGGAGAGAUCUCACUUGGAAGCAAGGAAUCAGCCUCAGAGCUAAUGGCCACGCUCGCUUCAGGAGCAGCCACCAAGGCAGGAGGCGAAGCAAAAGGUGCGCAACAAGCCCAGCCAUCUGCACCCCCCGCAGCCGAGCCCGCAAAAGAGGGAGAAAAGCCAGCUGAAGGAAAACCAGCUGCCAAACGAUCCCUGAACCUCCGCCGUGCAGUCGACACUCUCCUUGGAAGGCGCGCCCCCAGUCCCGCAGAGCAGCAGCUUGGCGCUGUCGAGGACGCAAUGCAGUGGAUCAAGCGAGAUCUGCAGGGCUUCAACGCCGCGCUCAGCUACGCAAAGGAGGCCAUGAAGAACUCGCCCAAGAUCGAGAUGGGCUCUGAGAACGCAGGCGUCGGCCUGGUCGUCAGCCCCGGUAUCAACGUUCCCCAGAACUCCGCUGCCAACGGCGUCCAGGCAGGCAAGAGGACGAAGCGCGAUGCCGAGGUUGAGGUAGCCGAAGAGGAAGACGAUGCGCCGAAGGUGACACUUGUUGCUAUCACCGAAGUUUGAGUUCUACUUUGAACGAUACCCACCAGGAAAAGGAGCGUUUUGCUGUCAUCAAUGUGCUCUUUCACUUUUCUUCAUUGCGAUUAAAGCGAUAUUAGGAUUCGGAGUUUUCAGGCAAUACAACUAGGCCUUGCGAUUUGCAAAACGGUAGAAAUUCAAUACGAGCUAUGCCAUCAAACCUCA